Molecule: messenger RNA, 234 nt
Organism: Clunio marinus
Lineage: Eukaryota; Metazoa; Arthropoda; Insecta; Diptera; Chironomidae
Source: the annotation of a GenBank genome assembly
AUGGAACGAAAUGUUGAUAGAUAUUUCUUUUUCCACAUCGUGAAUCAUGUCAUCAGCAUUCGUAAUUUCAAAAAUAUAAUAAUAUGUAGCAAGUUAGUUGCAAUUUUCACGGGUAAUCAGCUGCAGAUGGGAGCAGAACAAAUGGAGAAAAAAAAGUACAAGAAACCGUUUGUAGCAUUGAGCAUCACAAUGGGAAUGAAUAAAUUUUCUUCUGUGUCUUACAUCAACACCUAA